AUGACUGAGUCGGCCGUGCCCUCGCACUCGGCGUCGCCCCUCGCUUCAGCCAAUGCGAGCAACGGCGAAAAGCCUCGCAUGCGCGCGGUCCAGCUCAUGCGCCGGCUACCCGCGCCACCGCCCACCACGCCGCCCCAACGAGGCCGACGCCGCUUGCCGUCAACCCCGCCCCGCUCGCCCCGCCUGUCUUUGGCUAAUUCUUUCGGUGUGGAUGAUGAGGAAGCUGCCACCGUCUCCAGUCGUGCCUCCUUCGACUCGCAAUGGUCUUCCCCCCUGGCAGCACGAGCCUCUCUCCCCUACGCCGGCUCGGUCGGCACGGUCGAGGAUGAAGUUUUUGACGACCCCCUCAAUCAAAGCCUCAGCCUCAGCCUUAGCUUUAGCGCAGACCAAGCUGCAGCACUGAGCCCGUUAUCCAAUCUUGGGGCACAGGCCAGCUUGCCUUCCAGUCUAGAGGUUGGGCCGACUUUGCCAACUUUGGAUCCAACUGUGCCUGUGGCGUUGUCGCCUCGGACCAAGCUCGCCGAUGCACAGGACAGCCACAAAAACAGUGCUCACAAGAGCCGCUGGGGUAGCAACUUGGCGCACCCACCCGCCCACGUGGACAGCCCGCUGGCACACAGCCCCUCACGAUCAAACACCGAUGCCCCUGAUAAGCGGCAAUCCGUCAUUUCUGCACAGGAGCUACGAGAGGCCCUCGAGGCCAUCAUUCAGCCUGCUGGCGAAGAUGCCUCCACCGAUCUGAACGACGCACUGCAAGAAAGCCGCCGUCUGGCCAUCUCGAGCAAGAACAACAACGAUUCCGAGACACCAUCCGCACUCAGCUCAGGGGCAGCCUUUCACAUUCACUCGGCUCAGUAUAGUACGCCCCCACCAGAUUGCGGGCCCCGAACACCGCGCUUUGCCGCCCAUGCGGUUGGCAUCAAGCGCACCAAGCUCGGACGUCGCCCCGUGUUCAAGCCUCGCGCGCUGCGCGAUCCGCUCUUGGACGGCCUGCCGGAGGAAGGCACCUUCUUGCGCUCCGUGAUCGCACCUGCGGGUUCCGUGCAGACAGCUGAAUCCAACCGUGGCUCUUCGCUGAGUGACCACGUCCACGCACGCUUGCAGGAAAUCCGCAACCUCCAAUGGCGCAACAUUCGAGAGGAAGGCUGGGGCUGGCGCAAAAAACUGGCCAAAAAGGCGCUUCAGUCCAAUACUGGCCUUGGUCACGUGGGUCGAGAUGAGGAUGAAGAUGCUCAGGACAACAGCAGCGUCACCACGCGAGAACAGAAGCGCACUCGCCCCUCACGACUGAGUCGAAGCUGCGCCGCGGAAGUCCGAAAGCAACCCAUCAUGGCCUACCAGAACCUUUUUGGCAACCGUGAUAGCCAGCACUUUCAACUUCGUCGUAAUCUUUUCAUGGACGAACCUGCUGCUGAAGCUGAGCCCAGUUCUGCCAGCAUGCCAAUGGAUCCGCCUCAAAAAGUCACCGGCUUUCAAUCGCACUUGACCUUUGAUGCCCCAACGCGCCCAACCAUACUGGCCCCCGUUGAAGAUGAGGAGGAGGACGACGAUGAGAUUGAUCUCAGCCUGGCCACCAGCAGCGACUUUUUGAGCUCUAUGGUCCCACGAGCCACGGUCCGCCCUCGGGAGCGAGGCAGCCUUCGCUCACGCGACUUGCUGGGCAGCUCCUUGCAGGCAUCCCAACUCAAAACCAGCUCGCCAUCCACUUCGCGGGAGAACCAACAACAGUCGAAUCACAAACCCUCGCCAUUUUUUCGCGUCAAAUCGGCAUCGCCCCGCAACGGGGGCCUGGAAUGGCUCGGUGACUCGCGCGGUCGUUGGGAGACAAGUCCCAAGCAUGUGGCGCUUGAGCGCGCCGUCAACCAAGCCCUUUACUGA
Monosiga brevicollis MX1 is the source of this 1878-nucleotide messenger RNA. RefSeq lists its product as uncharacterized. The coding region runs from base 1 to 1878 and encodes 625 amino acids. The record is from RefSeq and is a predicted model, not a curated record. The transcript has a single exon. NCBI's taxonomy places the organism in Eukaryota, Choanoflagellata, Craspedida, Salpingoecidae.